AUGACGUCGAGCCAGCAAGCUCCUGCGUAUGCUGGCCAGUUUGCUCAGCGCAUCUCGGAGUACGAAUCAGUGCGCAUGUCUGCCAUCCAGGUGCAGGUCACUCCAACACACAGGGAGAUCAGCGUGGGAGAAUCCAAGUUUUUCCUCUGUGAAGUGGUUGGUGAUGCUAAAGACAUAGACUGGUUUGCACCCAAUGGGGAAAAAAUCCAGCCAAACAACCCCAAUAUCCAAGUGACCCGCAACGACGAAACCACCUCCACCCUUACCAUCUACCACGCUGAUGUGGAUAAUGCCGGCAUCUACAAGUGCGUGGCGAAGAGUGGUGAUAAGGAGGCCCAGGCUACGGUUCAGGUCAAGAUCUUCCAAAAGAUCACCUUCAAGAAUGUUCCCAGCCCGCAGGAGUUCAACGAGGGCGAUGACGCUGACAUUAUCUGCGAUGUGGUCGGGUCGCCAGUUCCUUUCAUCAUCUGGAAGCAUAAAGGUGCUAGGAUCCAAGCAAACAAAGAUGUGCGUUACAACAUCAUGGAGAACGGCCACUUGAUGAUCCGCGGCAUCAAGAAGACUGACGAGGGAGCAUAUAACUGCGAGGCACGCGUCAUGGAGACUGGAGAAAUCAACUUCAAAAUGAUCAAUGUCAUCGUUAACGUCCUCCCGACCAUCCGUGCCAGGCAGUCUGAGGUCAACGCCACCGCAGACAUGGGCUUCACCACUCUCUUGGCCUGCGACGCUGAUGGCUUCCCCGAACCCACUGUCACAUGGAUCCACAACAACAUCAUCCUGCAGUCGGGAGAUAAAUACAGUCUGAAUGAGGACGGCUCCGAGCUAGUGAUAAAAGGGGUCGUCAAAGUGGAUGAAGGAGAAUACACCUGUUUAGCCAAGAACAAGGCGGGCGAAAUGAGCCAGGAAGUUGGUCUCAACGUCUUUGUGCAAGCUAAGAUUACAUACUUGAACAACGAGACGGCGACGGAGUUCGAUGAGGAAGUCACCCUGACCUGUGAGGCCUCAGGUGACCCGACGCCCUCCAUCUCCUGGAGCUUCCAAAAUAGGAUGUUCUCCGAAGGUGAACAGGCUUCAUGGACGCGACCCGACCAGUACGAGAGCCACGACAGAAACAUCGUGGUUCGCAGCCACGCGCGAGUGUCAUCUCUCCUCUUGAAAAAUGUCGACUUCACGUACGCCGGACAGUACCUGUGCACCGCCAGCAACUCUAUCGGUCAGGACAACCAACCUGUGUACCUGGAGGUUCGCUACGCCCCAAAGAUUCUAGGAGUUGUGACGGUCUACACGUGGGAGGGCAACCCAGCUAAUAUCAGCUGCGAGGUGGAGGCUCACCCCGGGGCUUCCGUCACUUGGUUCCGAGACGGCCUCCAAUUACCUUCUGCAAACAUCACGGGGGUGAAAAUCUAUAGCACGCCAAGCAUCAGCUACCUAGAGGUUUCUCCCGAGUCUCAAGGUGACUUCGGAAGCUACAAUUGCACGGCAACCAAUGUGAUGGGUACCGAGUCCAAGGAGUUUCUUCUCAUCCAAGCAGAGGUGCCAUCACCACCAGAGAUCCGACGGACGGAGCCUUUCUCCAGUUCGGCUGUGGUGGAAUUUGACGAACCUGAUUCUUUUGGAGGAGUGCCCAUCAUCAAGUAUCGGGUUCAAUGGCGUCCCGAUGGCCAGGGCUGGACUGGAAAGGAGUACGACGCCACAGAAGAUAUGACCAGGAUUAACAUCGCUGGCCUGACCCCCGACACCACAUACGAGAUCAAGAUGUCAGCCAUCAAUGGAAAAGGCGAAAGCGAGAGCAGCACAGCUGUUAAGUUCAUGACUGGACCGAUCCGCUACCAUCUUUCAGCUUCAUCAGAGGUUCCUCCCAUUAUUGUCACCACCAGUAUGGCGCUUAAAGGGGAACCCAGCGCGCCCAAAUUGGAGGCCAUGGUUCAAAAUCAGGGCAACACUCUCAAGGUCAACUGGAUCAAGCAGGAUGACGGCGGAUCCCCAAUUAAGCAUUACCUGGUCCGAUACAAGCCUAAACAUGUGUCCGACUGGAAACCUGAGAUCCGCAUUCCACACGGAAGCGAGCACGUGGUGCUGAAUGGACUGGACUGGAAUACGGAGUACGAGGUCCGUAUUGUGGCGGUCAAUUCCAAGGGUCGAUCCGAGCCUGGCGUCCUGUCCUUCAGAACAGCCACAGAACCUACCACCAUGCCAGACACCUGCGCAUCAGGCUCAGGCCUGAGCACGGGCGCCAUCGUGGGCAUCCUUAUGGUGGUCUUCUUUGUGCUGCUGGUGGCCGUGGACGUCACCUGCUACUUCCUCAACAAGUGCGGCCUCCUCAUGUGCAUCGCUGUCAACUUCUGCGGGAAGGCCGGGCCGGGAGCCAAGAGCAAGGACAUCGAGGAGGGCAAGGCCGCCUUUACGAAGGAUGAGUCCAAGGAGCCCAUUGUGGAAGUGAGGACUGAGGAGGAGCCAACGCAGAACCAGGAGGGUGUAGUACCCACCGAGCCCAGUGAGACCACGCCUCUGACAGAACCUGACGGGAAAAUGAAGGACGACGUCAAGACGGAGGCCAACAACACCGCGGCCGAGGUGAAGACGGUCCCCAACGAGGCGCCCCAGACCAACGGCAACGAGAGCAAAGCGUAA
Messenger RNA from Nerophis lumbriciformis (worm pipefish), 2631 nucleotides. Lineage: Eukaryota; Metazoa; Chordata; Actinopteri; Syngnathiformes; Syngnathidae. The record is from RefSeq and is a predicted model, not a curated record.